AAACAAACCCUCGAAAGCAAACAAUUGGCCAACACUUUGCUUGUCCUCAAUGUCCCGCCAUUUGUGGAUCAGCUCUCCAUAAGACAUCUCUUUAGAAAUUGUGGCAAAAUAUCGGAUGUGAUGUUCAACUCGAAGAUUAGUCUCAAUAAUAUCCGUUCAACGAAUAAAAGCCAUUAUUUGGAUAAAAGUGAAGACAUUAAUGGAUACAAAGUAUGUUUCGUUGUCUUCACGGGUCCGACGGGUCUUCAGAAGGCAUUGAAUUUGAGUAAAGCAUCGGAUGUGUUGACUCUUAAGCCAGAUUCUGAUCAACACAUGACUGGUUUGAAAGCAAUGAAACAAAGAUAUAACGAAUCGAUUGUCGACUCAAAUGAAUUACAAGAAGAGAUCAAUGAAUUUAUGGCAAAACAUGACAAACAAGUAGAAGAAGAGAGACUUAAAGCGAAACAAAUGGAUGGCAUUCCGGACGCCGACGGAUGGAUUAAAGUGAACAGACAUUCAGGCAAAAGACAUUUGCCUAACAAUUACUCCAACGACCAGAAGAUCAUUGAGAAGCAGAACAAACUGCGGAAGAAGUCGUCCAACGAUUUGCUCGACUUUUACUCAUUUCAACAAAAAGAGAGUAAAAUUAAUUAUUUAAUGAAUUUAAGGACUCGUUUCGAAGACGACAAGAAGAGAAUCGCUUUAAUGAAGUCUCAGAGAAAGUUCAGACCCUUU
Molecule: messenger RNA, 714 nt
Organism: Medioppia subpectinata
Lineage: Eukaryota; Metazoa; Arthropoda; Arachnida; Sarcoptiformes; Oppiidae
Source: the annotation of a GenBank genome assembly